Messenger RNA from Raphanus sativus (radish), 1181 nucleotides. RefSeq lists its product as uncharacterized. The coding region runs from base 130 to 885 and encodes 251 amino acids. NCBI's taxonomy places the organism in Eukaryota, Viridiplantae, Streptophyta, Magnoliopsida, Brassicales, Brassicaceae. The transcript has 5 exons. The record is from RefSeq and is a predicted model, not a curated record.
ACGAUGAUUUUAUUUAAUUGUUAAUAAUUUUGAUAUUUUAUAAAUACAUUUUGUACCCUUCUUCAAACAGAUUCGAGACAUCAAAUUUUAUUUAUUUAUUUUACUUUUUUGUAUGGACGGAACAGAAAGAUGUUUGUCUCAGCGAUAUCUUCUCCUUCAAUCACUCUCAUCAGACUAUCAAAACCAAAUGGGCCAACCCGUUCACCGGUUCGAAAAAUCCUCUGCCUGAAUCAGCAGAGGCAGAGCAAAACCAGUACCGGAAAAUCUUGGAUCCUCCCAACAAGUGUCUCGCUCUUUGGUUCAGGCUUCGUCUUGGGUCCUCUUCUCGAUGGUCUCCACUCACGUGUCGAUCUCGUGGUUUACCAAAACGGAGCUUUUCAAAUCGGUCCUCUUCACACCAACAUCUGGGUCCCAUUCUUGCUUGGCUUAUUUUACUGCACAGUAGGUUUACUGCAACUUCUACUGGAUGAUAAAACCUCUACAAAGCCUCCACGUGGUAACCUGGACAAAACCGUAAUUUCACUCUUAGCACUGGUGUUGUUCUUAGAGCUAAGUGCUGAAAUGUAUAAAGCUGGAGUUUCAGACAACGUAGAAGCUUACAUUCUAUUUGCCUUAGCAGAAUUUCUAUGGUUCUCUCUGGAUAGAACCUGGCUUGGCUUCACCAUCGCCUCCGUCCUCGGUGUCGCCUGUCCCUUAGCCGAAAUCCCCAUUAUGCAAUUCUUUCAUCUGUGGUACUAUCCAGAAGCAAACAUAGAGAUCUUUGGUCAGGGAUUGGUCACUUGGACAACAACUUGCUACUUUGUCUACACACCGUUCUUGAUCAAUCUUGCAAGAUGGCUCAAGUCAGUUGCGGAGACUACUAGUGAUGUGGACAUUAGAAAAUGAAAUUUACAAGCAAGCGAAGAAUGUAUAGAGUUUCUAGCUUGCAAAGGUUCCAUUAGAUAUGUCGCCAAAAGAAACAAAUCCGGGUCAAGAUUUCAUUACUCUUAGUCCCUCACCAAGAUAAAACCUGCCAAAAUAGUUUUUUUUUUUAAUAAAAGAGUUGAUAUAAUAAUAAUUAUUUAACUCUAGAAGUUUGAUAUUGUUAGAAAAUGAAACUAUUAUGUAGUACUUAGUAAUUAUAUUGUUCUUUUCAACUAAAUUCAUUUGAUUAGAUCAAAAUAAAUGUUUUCGUUUUACUC